GUAGGUAGAAAAGCAGAGAGGAGAGAAAGGAAUAUAUUCAGACAAAAGAGAGAGAAGAAGAGAGAGGUGGGGCUCUGUCCACCACCAUGACUGAACAAGCGGGUUCGCUUCCAAACUUCCAGAGGUUAGUAGGGAAAGUGGCACUGGUGACCGGCGGAGCCACUGGCAUUGGAGAAAGCAUUGUGCGCCUGCUCCACAAGCAUGGCGCAAAAGUUUGUUUAGUUGAUGUGCAGGACAACCUCGGCUUACAAGUGUGCGAAUCCCUCAACGGAGAUCCAAACAUUUGUUAUCUCCAUUGUGAUGUCACGGUAGAGGAUGAUGUUAGCCGUGCAGUUGAUUUCACUGUCGAUAAAUAUGGCACGCUGGAUAUCAUAGUCAACAACGCUGGGGUGACAGGUUCGCCUUGUCCAGACAUCCGCAAUGCAGACUUAUCUGAGUUUCAGAAAGUGUUUGAUAUUAACGUGAAGGGAGUGUUCCUCGGAAUGAAGCACGCAGCUAGGGCAAUGAUCCCACAGAAAAAGGGCAGCAUAGUUUCUCUUUCCAGUGUUUCAAGUGUUCAAGGAGGCAUUGGACCACAUGCAUACACAGGGUCUAAGCAUGCUGUGUUGGGGCUGACCAAGAACGUUGCAGCUGAGCUUGGGAAUCAUGGGAUACGCGUUAACUGCGUUUCUCCAUAUGCAGUUGCAACGAAUUUGGCUUUGGCUCACCUGCAGGAGGAUGCGAGAAUCGAAGAUGGGACAGGUUUCCGAUCUUUUGUAUCAAAAAAUGCCAACUUGCAAGGAGUGGAACUGAAAGUUGAUGAUGUAGCUAAUGCUGUGCUCUUUUUGGCAAGUGACGAGUCCAAGUAUAUAAGUGGGGAUAAUCUCAUGAUCGACGGGGGCUUCACUUGUGUGAAUCACUCACUGAGAGUCUUUAGAUGAUGAGAAGAGUUAAAUGGAUUGGUCCUUAUAUUUCCGCUAGCAUCUUUGGAGCGUUUGUCGUGGAAAAUGAUUUCCGCACUUCCGAUUCCUCCUGAUAAUGAAAUGCCGAAUAUGUUUCCAUCUCUCUUUACAGUUAACUGUCUACCAGGCUUCUUACAAGUACUUUUUCACAUUUCCAAGUUGACCAUUUCGUGUGCAUAUUGCUGGAUUGUUGCAUUCUUUUCCAUCAUACGUUAUAUGGAACUUAUGCAUCUGCCAGGCCAUGGAAAUGUCAAAGCUUAUGAAGAACUCACCUUCGGAGAA
Messenger RNA from Pyrus x bretschneideri (Chinese white pear), 1223 nucleotides. Its product is annotated as xanthoxin dehydrogenase. Gene Ontology annotation, cellular component: cytosol. The transcript has 2 exons. Gene Ontology annotation, molecular function: xanthoxin dehydrogenase (NAD+) activity. Lineage: Eukaryota; Viridiplantae; Streptophyta; Magnoliopsida; Rosales; Rosaceae. Gene Ontology annotation, biological process: abscisic acid biosynthetic process. Bases 87 to 920 code for a protein of 277 amino acids. The record is from RefSeq and is a predicted model, not a curated record.